UUGAAAAUAUCUCACUCGGAUCUUGUCUUUUUUGUUUUUUGUUUUUUUUUUUUGUUUAUCUCAACAAUCACCGGCAAUAAAGAUAUGGAUAUCUCCAACAUAGCUAGAAAACUUGAUCUCUCUGACAACAACUUUGUGGUCCGAAAAGCUGCAGAGAUUCGCCGUCUCUGCGAUGCUCAGUUCGAUUCAUCCAUCAUCGGCGUUGGAGAGAUCUGUAAAGCUGUGAUAUGUCUCGAAAUCGCAGCGUCUCGGUUGCAGGUUAUUUUCGACAGACAAGCGGCGGUUAAGUUGAGUGGCAUGUCGGAAAAGGCGUACACCAGAUCAUUCAAUAGCCUCCAAAACGUUAUUGGGUUCAAGAUUAAGCUCAAUAUUAAAGAAUUGGCGAUUCAAUUUGGCUGCGUUAGGAUAAUCAAAUCCGUGCAAAACAUACUAUCUUCUUAUAAGGAGAGGUUUCUUGCAUCACUACCAGCAUCAAGACGGGCUAAUGCUGACUUCACUAGACCUGUAUUUACCGCUGCUGCUUUCUAUCUUUGUGCUAAAAAGCAGAAGCUCAAGGUUGAUAAGCUUAGGCUGAUCGAGGUUUGUGGAACAUCAGAAUCUGAGUUCUCUUGUGUCUCGACCUCCAUGACAGAUCUUUGCUUUGACUGUGUUGGGGUCUCCAAGGAAAAGAAAGAUGCAAAAGACGUUAAAGGGAACCGAGAGUUGCUUGAUGUGUUACCUGGAAAGAGGAGAUUAGAAGAUGGUGGAUAUUCAUCUGAUGAUGAGUCUUCUUGUUACAAAAGACACAAGAAGAUGGAGGAGGCUAAGUACGAAGAUUGGAAAUCAACAGUUGUUGAUUCCAUCAAGAAGAAUCCAGAGAAAGGAGCUAAGAAAGUUAUACAGACCAGUCUCAGUUUCUCAAAGAAGGAUGAUACAAAAGAGUUGCAAGUUGAUUCAUAGCCUUUCAUAGACAAGACUCAACAUCCAGUUCAUAUUCCUUGAUGUUUUCACUUUACAUGAAAGAAAAUGUGGAAAUGACAAUUCUUGAAAAGAAAUGUUGUUUUGCUCAAUAACAAUUUUGUCUAAGCAAAUUAUAAUACAUA
This is a messenger RNA of Brassica oleracea var. oleracea, 1082 nucleotides long. RefSeq names its product origin of replication complex subunit 6. Gene Ontology annotation, molecular function: DNA binding. Gene Ontology annotation, cellular component: nuclear origin of replication recognition complex. Gene Ontology annotation, biological process: DNA replication; DNA replication initiation. The transcript is spliced from 10 exons. The record is from RefSeq and is a predicted model, not a curated record. Bases 85 to 939 code for a protein of 284 amino acids. Lineage: Eukaryota; Viridiplantae; Streptophyta; Magnoliopsida; Brassicales; Brassicaceae.